This is a messenger RNA of Colletotrichum abscissum, 861 nucleotides long. Its product is annotated as initiation-specific alpha-1,6-mannosyltransferase. The transcript has 2 exons. Gene Ontology annotation, cellular component: mannan polymerase complex. NCBI's taxonomy places the organism in Eukaryota, Fungi, Ascomycota, Sordariomycetes, Glomerellales, Glomerellaceae. The record is from RefSeq and is a predicted model, not a curated record. Gene Ontology annotation, biological process: protein N-linked glycosylation. Gene Ontology annotation, molecular function: alpha-1,6-mannosyltransferase activity. The coding region runs from base 1 to 861 and encodes 286 amino acids.
AUGGACUCCACAAGGAAGGUCCAGGCGUCCGUGAUAAACGCCGGAUGCCGCUUCUCUCGUCCGGCAUCUAGCCGACGAGCUCCCGUUAUCAUUGCAAUGGCUUUACUCAUCUCCAUCAGCACCUACUUCCUGCACAGCCUCGACGAUCGCGUAUUACGUCGAUCCUUUGAGCACGAGCUGAGACCCCACAGCGCUCUGGUCGACGACAGAAGCAGCAAUAGCUUUGUGAACUCACACUACGGUAAUACCUCCGAUGUUUAUCACACGUAUGAGCAACUGGGCAAUGCUGGUAUGGGAUCUAGUCUGCUUCGAUAUCUCCUCCUGGCAGCUGGAGGCGGAAUCUAUACCGAUCUAGACACUAUCGCCCUGAAGCCCAUCGAUACAUGGGUUCCAGGCCACCUGCGGAGUCAUGUUCGCUUAGUGGUCGGCAUCAUAUAUGACCAGCAAGACCGUGCGCCACAAGAAGACAAAGCUUACCCGUUGCAGUUUGCGCAUUCAACAAUCGCUGCUGCACCUGGGCAUCCGGUUAUCCACAACAUGAUAUCCCAGGUGGUCACGUCCAUGAGGCGUCCUAUGGUCCAAGACGGAGUCGACGAGGCAAAAGACAGGCCUAGCAACUUCGAUAUUUCGUACAUCACCGGUUCUGCAGUGUGGACAAAAGUUAUAUUUGACUACUUGCAAUCUAUGAACUCAGAUUUGACGGACAUCAUGAGUUUUUCAUACUUGGAAAGACCGACAUUGUGCGGGGAUGUGCUCAUAUUGCCCAUCGACGGCUUUGGCAUGGGUCAGAACCAUUCGGGGAGCGCCAAUAAUGGGCAGAUUCCAGACAAUGCACUUGCAAGCCGCUUGAUUCCCGGCUGA